Messenger RNA from Aspergillus terreus NIH2624, 1662 nucleotides. Its product is annotated as MFS transporter. Bases 1 to 1662 code for a protein of 553 amino acids. The record is from RefSeq and is a predicted model, not a curated record. Gene Ontology annotation, molecular function: transmembrane transporter activity. The transcript is spliced from 4 exons. Gene Ontology annotation, biological process: transmembrane transport. Lineage: Eukaryota; Fungi; Ascomycota; Eurotiomycetes; Eurotiales; Aspergillaceae.
AUGGCCAAUGGAGCGCUGGAAAAGCAGAGCACGGUCGCCUCCGGGCUGUCGAGGUUGGAGAGUCGCGCGCAGUCUGUAAUUUCGCGCAUCCGCAGCCGCGAGCCUGGUCAAACGGCCCGCUUUACGCAUCCGCUUUCGCAUACCAAAACGUCUCCCGACGUGAUUGUGGAUUUUGACGGGCCGGACGAUCCGUAUCGGCCUAUGAAACUGGACUUUCAGGAAAAAGGCCGUGACAACUGUGUUGUAUGGCUUGACGACAAUGGGCGCCACUUGGGCAAGUUCCAUUACCAUGUCGGCGAGGAGGUUGGCACUCUCGGCACCACUCUACUUCUACUCGGCUUCGGUCUGGGUCCGCUGGUCUGGGCCCCAUUGUCCGAGGUCUACGGCCGCAAACCGGCCGUCUUAGCGCCCUACUUUAUCGCCGCGAUAUUCUCGUUCGGAACCGCAACCGCUAAAGAUAUCCAAACUAUUAUGAUCACUCGUUUCUUCACCGGAUUCUUCGGCUCAGCCCCCGUCACCAACACCGGUGGUGUGCUGGGCGAUAUCUGGUCCGCCGAGGAACGGGGCGCCGCCAUUGUUGGAUACGCCAUGGCUGUCGUGGGCGGGCCAGUCCUGGGGCCCAUUGUUGGUGGCGCCAUUGUACAAAGCUACCUGCGAUGGCGAUGGACAGAAUACAUCACCGGCAUCAUGAUGUUCUUCUUCCUGCUCAUGGACGUCGUGUUCCUCGACGAAAGCUACCCGCCCGUCCUCCUCGUGUACAAAGCGCGGCGCCUGCGGUAUGACACAGGCAACUGGGCCCUGCACGCGAAGCACGAAGAAUGGGACGUCACCUUCAAGGAGCUCGGCAACAAGUACCUCAUCCGCCCCUUCGCCCUCCUCGCCACGCCCAUCUGCUUCCUCGUCGCCCUGUACGCCUCCUUCGUCUACGGCAUCCUCUACCUCAGUCUGGCCUCCUUCCCCGUCGAGUUCCAGGAAGUCCGCGGCUGGAACCCGGUCGUCGGCGCCCUCCCCUUCCUCGCCUACCUCGUCGGCAUCCUCUUCGGCGCCUGCGUCAAUCUCUUCAACCAGAAGUUCUACAUCAAGCGCUUCAAGGCGAACAACAACUUCCCCGUUCCCGAGGCCCGCCUGCCCCCCAUGAUGCUCGGCUCUGUCCUCUUCGCCGCGGGUCUCUUCGUCUUCGGCUGGACCGGCCGCCCGGAUAUUCACUGGAUCGGCCCCAUCAUCGGCGCCGUCUCCAUGGGCUUCGGCUUCUUCACAAUUUUUCAGGCCGCCCUGAACUAUCUCAUCGAUACCUUCCAGAAGGUCGCGGCCAGCGCUGUGGCCGCCAACACUUUCCUCCGCAGCGUUUUCGCCGGGUGCUUCCCGCUGUUCGCGACGAUCAUGUUCCGCAGACUCGGUGUCGACUGGGCCUCGAGUGUGUUGGGGUUCAGUCGCCGUCGCGUUGAUCCCGAUCCCGUACCUGUUCUAUAUCUUCGGGAAGCGGAUCAGAGCGAGAGGGAAGUGGUCGCGCGCUUCUGUUUACGGCUACUGAUUGGGAUUUGCAGAGAGCAUGCUGAAUGUUGCCUGCCUGGAAUGCCCACGAAAAGUUGUCUUUAUCUUUUGGUUUUAUUAUACCCUUUAGCAUAUGCUGGCCAAAUGAUUUGGUUUUAUGAUACCACAUAA